AUGGAGAGAUUCGGAAACAAAUCAAUUGAUCAGUGUCUAAAGUCAAGUCUGUUAGACUAUUUGUCAAAAACGAAGACCCGAGCAAUGACUCCAGUGAGACGAAACAUUCUACAAAUCGUCAUCUUUCUCUUUGAAAACGAAACUUCGGACAAACAUGAAUUUUUGUAUUCCGACAAGAAAGACAUUGCUGUGCAACAGAAGAGAUUUAUUAUAUUUUCGUACUUAUUCUUGGAAGCAUUAAAGAAAAACAUUAUUACAGACAAAGACAUAACAACACAUAAUAGAAUGUGGUCCCAACAUUUACAGGAUCUGGUCAGCGGUGGAAAUGAAAAAGAAGCUAAAAACUAUCUUAGAAUUCUGGAGGACGGGGAAGAAACGAUAUUCAAUAUAAAACGAUUUCAACGUCAGCUUAAAGCCACAGACUUAUAUGUAGAAUUCUUGGCAAAAGGAGAAAAUGAUCUCGAGACGGAAAUGGAGGAGCAGGAAGUUAAGUUCCAUUGUAGGAGACCAAACUUGUUCGAGAGAUUUGGAAUGAAGCUGAAAAAGCUGUUUAAUUAA
This is a messenger RNA of Saccostrea echinata, 558 nucleotides long. RefSeq lists its product as uncharacterized. Bases 1 to 558 code for a protein of 185 amino acids. NCBI's taxonomy places the organism in Eukaryota, Metazoa, Mollusca, Bivalvia, Ostreida, Ostreidae. The record is from RefSeq and is a predicted model, not a curated record. The transcript is spliced from 5 exons.